Molecule: messenger RNA, 800 nt
Organism: Etheostoma cragini (Arkansas darter)
Lineage: Eukaryota; Metazoa; Chordata; Actinopteri; Perciformes; Percidae
Product: diablo homolog, mitochondrial-like
Exons: 6
Coding region: 62-775 (237 amino acids)
Biological process (GO): intrinsic apoptotic signaling pathway in response to oxidative stress; neuron apoptotic process
Cellular component (GO): mitochondrion
Source: RefSeq, a predicted model, not a curated record
AGCCUCACAGCCGGGGAACCUUUGCUCAGUGACGACAAACAUUUUACUGUGGCGGACCAACAUGGCCGCGCUAGGGAGGGUGAUAGCCUGUUUCCGUCUCCUUAGGAGUUCGUCUCGUGUCCUGUUCAGUAGCAGAAAACCUGCAGUCCUCAAAGCGGGCAGAUGGACACAUUUUAUGUAUACAGGUGUAGCGUCUUUAACUGUGGGCUGUGGGCUGUGUGCUAUACCUUUCAAACAGGUUGAUAACCUCUCUCAUGACUCUUUGAUCAAACGAGCAGCCUCUCUGGUUACGGAUAGUUCAAGCACUUUUCUCUCUCAGACCACUUUGGCUCUCAUAGACGCCAUCACGGAGUACUCAAAAGCUGUGCACACACUCAUUGCCCUCCAAAGGCGAUACUUGGAUUCACUGGGAAAACUGACUCCAGCAGAAGAGGACUCAAUCUGGCAGGUGAUCGUUGGCCAGCGUUCAGAGGUCAGUAACAAACGAGAUGAAUUCAUGCGUUUUGAGUUGAGCUGGGUCAGCGCCGUCAAGCUGUGUGAAACAGCAGCCGAGGCAGCGUACAUCUCAGGAGCUGAACAUGCCUCCAUCACGGUGAGGACAAACAUUCAGGUGGCCCAGACACAGGUGGAGGAGGCCCAGAAACUGUCGAUGGAUGCAGAUGCGAAGCUGGCCGAGACUAAAGUAAUGGAGGUUGAAAGGGUGUCACAAUAUGUCGCCUCCUUAGAGAGUAGUGAUGAGGAAGAGGUGCCUGAGGCUUAUUUAAGAGAAGACUAAAACAAAUGUCCAGAGUUAUUAGAAA